This is a messenger RNA of Petromyzon marinus (sea lamprey), 5362 nucleotides long. The record is from RefSeq and is a predicted model, not a curated record. NCBI's taxonomy places the organism in Eukaryota, Metazoa, Chordata, Hyperoartia, Petromyzontiformes, Petromyzontidae.
GGAUGAGGAGGAUGGGGAGGAUGGGAUUCCGCUGUGUUCUGAUAUCCCCUCCCCCUGGCCUGCCUCUCGGCCCUCUCCAGGGGGGGGGGUCAUGUCGGAGUCGCUGGCGCAAGACAACGGCUGGGGCGGGGGGGCGGCCGCAGGGGAGGGGGGCCCGGCCGUCGUGCCCCCCGAACGCUACGACGCCCACCGGGCCAAGACGGCCGCCAGCCUCGCCUGGCUCCUCGGCAAGGCGUACGGCGCAGACCACGUGCCUGAGGACCUGCGUGACCCCUUCUACACGGACCAGUACGAGCAGGAGCACAUCAAGCCUCCCGUGACCCGCCUGCUGCUCACCGGCGAGCUCUACUCUCAGGUUUGCCUGCUGGUGAUGCGCGGGGGCGGCGGCGGAGGCGGCGGCGGCGACGGCGGCGACAGGGGCCCCUCCGCGUGUCCCGGCGGGGGUCACGGGGCCGUGGUGCGAGCCCUGGCCGACAAGGGCCUGCACGUGCUGGGCGGCGGCGCGGGCGAGACCCCCAUCACGGAGGACGACCUCGCGCGCACGCCCAUCGACAUGGCGGCUCACCUGGCCCUGAUGGACGCGCUGAUGAUGGCGGUGGCAGUGGAGAUGAUGAGCGUGGAGCGCGUGGUAGCGGCCGUGCAGCGCUUCUCCACGUUCUCCGCCUCGCAGGAGCUGCCCUACGGCCUUGAGGACGCCAUGCUCUUCUGGAUAAACAAGGUGAACAUGAAGAUGCGCGAGAUUGUGGAGGCCGAGUGGAAGCUGCGACAGAGGUCGGAGUCGCCUGCCCACCACAAGUCUCCCUCCAAGUGGUACUGGAAGCUGGUGCCAGUGCGCUACCGACGCGACGGGCCGCGCCAGCUGCCGUUCUUCCCGCAGCUGGAGUCGCUGCUGGCCGGGCUGUCCGACGGUGCCGCGCUGGCGGGCCUGCUGCACUACUACUGCCCCUCCCUGCUGCACUUGCAAGACGCGUACCUGCGGGAGACGAUGUCCGUGGCCGACAGCCUGCACAACCUGAGCGCCGUGCGGGCCCUGGCAAUGGUGCACCUGGGCCACUGCUUCUACCUCACCCUGGAGGACGUGCUGUACGCGCCCGCCUGCCUCAAGCACAACGUGAUGGUGCUGGUGGCCGAGCUCUUCUGGUGGGUUGAGGUGGUGCAGCCGGACUUUGUGCAGCCACGAGUUGCACCUCCACUGCCCACCGACGCGAGGAGCACAACCCCCAAGCUGAUGCGUCCCCACGUGCCCAUCUCUAACGCCACAAAGCGGAGCUUCCGUGCUCCCAGCAGCCCCCGAGCCUCGGCCCACAUCUCCCACAGCAACCCCGACAUCAGCAAGGGCGGCGGCGGCGGCGGCGGCGGCGCCGGCGCCUCGUCGGGUCCCAGCCCGUCCCACCCGCUGCUGCCUCUCCGGCCGCGACAGCAGAGGCUGCCCGUGCAGGGCACCACGGGAGACGCUCCCGCAGUGCCCCCGCUGUUCCGCUCCAACUCCCUGACGCGUGUGGACGGCUCCCCGAAGCGCGGCUCCGUCAUCGCAUGGCCCGAGAGGAGGCAGAGGCCCCUGUCUCAGCCGGUGGCCGCCGGGCCGGCGGGGCCGGCGGGGCCCUGCGGCACCGUUGGCGGCGGCGACGAGGGGGACGCCGACUCGCUGGGGCUGGCGCGGUCGGUGAGCGGGGACAGCCUGGCGUCCGCAACGCCGGUGCAGAGCUUCGGCCCGGCACCGGCCCGGCACACGCCCUCCGCCGGUCUGCCGACGCGCUCGUCGCUGCUGGCGCGUGUGCAGAUGGAGCCGCGCGACGAAGACUACGACGACGACGACGACGACGACGACGAAGACGGCGGCGGCGGCGGCGGCGACGACGCGGGCGACGACGCCGAACUCGCCGCCAUCGUCGGCUCGGGCGACGCCGGCGUCUUCCGGCGCUACGGGCGCUCACCGGCGCACCACCGCGCCGCCGCGGCCGCGGCCGUGGCCGCGGGCCCGCCGCCCAUGCGGGAACCCCUCAUCCCCGCCGUCACCCGGCCAGCCAAGGAGCGCGCCGCCGCGGUCGGCAAGGCGGAGGAGUCGGCGCCGCCGCCGCCGCCGCCCGAGGUCGGCUUCUUCCUGCACUCGCCGCCGGCGUCGCGCCGCGGCGACCGCGACGCCGGCGGCGGCGAGCGGGGCAAGGGGGCGCGCCGGGAGCCCUCGCCGGACGGCACUGGCGGCAGCCACGGGGACGUCGCCUCCGUCAGGGAGGACAGCCUCUCGGACCCCGAGGAGUCGAGCAAGCUGGGCGAGGAGCUCACGGUGAAGGAGUGCCCGGGCAAGGAGGAGCCGCGCGUCGCCCGCGGCUCCGCCGGCGCCAGCCCCAGGAGCCCCAGGAGCCUCAGCGCCAGCCCCAGCGCCAGCCCGGCGCCGAGCAGCGCGACGGGCGACAGCAACACGUCGUCCGCCCGCCUCACCAGCUUCGCCGAGCGCAAGCUGCGGCGCUUCAACAGCGCGGAGGCCGGCGCCGGCGCCGGCGCCGGCGGCGGCGGCGGCGGCGGCACGUUCCCGCGCCGCGCCAGCAGCAGCAGCAGCUCCCAGCGGACGACGCCCGAGGGCUCCGAGAGCGUGGCCGCGCCGCCCCCGGCGUCGUCGUCCGCGGCGUGGCCCCGCGCCUACGAGGAACGCGACGAGGAGGAGGAGCCGGCGGCGGCGCCGGCGUCGCCGUCGGACGCCCGGCGCGCCCAGCGCGAGGGCCGGCUGGCGGCGGAGAUGGUGCAGCUGCGCCUGCGGCUGGAGGAGAAGCGGCGGGCCAUCGAGGCGCAGAAGCGGCGCAUGGAGGCGCUGUGCGCGCGCCAGCGGGAGCGCGCCGGCAAGGCGGCCUUCCUGCACGUGGUGCGCAAGGCGCACGGAGCCCCCAGCGGCGGCGGCGGCGGCGCCGGGGGCGCCGGCGCCGUCGUCGUCGUCGGGCGCUCGCUGCACGAGGAGCGCCCGUCGAAGGAGGAGACCACCAGCUCCAGGAAGAUGCAGCUGGAGUCUCGCCGCGAGACGCGGGGCAGCGGCGACGAGUGUGACGAGCGCGGCGACGGCGGCGGCGACGACGGCGACGGCGGCGGCGGCGACGACGACGGCGUGGUGCCGAGAACGCCGCGGCACGCUGGCUCGUGCCGCGACCCCGACCCCGCCAAGCUCACCGAGCUCGAGAUCCGGCGGAACAUGGCCGCGCUGCGUCAGCGCUGGCUCCGGGAACGGACGCCGCCGCCGCCGCCGACGACAGCCCGCGGGCCCGGCAAGGCCGCGGCGUCGGCGUCGGCGUCGCGGGACGAGGAGGGGGGGGAGGAGGAGGAGGACGAGGAGGUGGAGGAGGCGGCGACGGUAGCGGACGGCGCGCCCGAGUACAACCGCUCCAUCGAGAAGCUCAACGAGACGCUGUGCGUCCUGCAGCUGGAGAUGCAGCGGCUGUCGCAGCAGCAGGAGGUGCUGCUCAGCCUGCCGGCGCUGUCGGCCGCGGCGGCCGCCGCUGCCGCGGCCGCCCCGCAGCAGCAGCAGCAGCAGCAGCGGACGGGCCGGCGCGGUGCACCACCGUCGCCGGUGCAAACCGGGGAUGGAGGCGCCGUCUCCUCGCAGCGGGUGGCGCCGGGCGGCCGCCGCGGGCCCGCCGCGGCCGCCGCGGCCGCCGCCAAAUCGUGGCCACGGGGCGUGCGGCCGCAGGAGCUGAAGCUCCAGGGCGAGGCCGGCGGCCGUCCCCACCACCACCACCACCACCACGGCCCGGCUUCGGCGUCGCCCGUCGCCAGCCCCCACCAGCAGCAGCAGCAGCAGCAGCAGGGGGCCGGCGGGCACGGCCGCCCGCCGGCCACGCCGCCCCCGCCGUCGCCGCGCGGCAUGUCGCCCCCGCAGGACGUGGACAGCCUCCCGCACCUGCGGCGCGUCGGCAGGGCCGCCCGGCCCGCCCCGGCCGAGCCCUUCCGCUUGCACGACGAGGGCAACGCUCGGCGCGGUCCCGGCAAAGACGGCGGCGGCGGCGGCGGCGGCGGCGGCGGCGGCGGCAGGCCCCGCUCGCUGGACUUGUCGGACGGCGCGGGCCGAGCGAUGGAGGAGGAGGAGGAGGAGGUCGGCCGCGGUUAUUACGGCGACGGCGGUGUUGGCGAUGAGGUGGAGGAGGAGGAGGGGGAGGGGGGGGAAGCGGGGAGGGAGACGGACGGGGAACCGAGGAACCGGUCGACGCUCAUCGAGGUCGACCUCGCCGAGCUGACGGUGGCCGAGCUCGAGGGGUUGGUGGGCGCCGGCGGUGGCGCCGGUGACUCGGAGCAGCUGGACCUGUCGGGGGACAUCCCCGGCCUGGGAUUCUUCUACAAGGACGAGGUGCGUGGCGAGGACGAGAUGGCCAAGAGGCGGGCGGCUUUCUUGCUCAAGCAGCAGCGCAAGAUGGAGGAGGCGCGGUCACGGCGCUUGCAGCUCGACGCCGACAGCGAGAUGAAGCGUGAGGAGGCCCGGCGCAAGGCGGAGGAGGACCGCACGCGCAAGGAGGAGGAGAAGGCCCGGAAGGAGGUGAUCAAGCAGGAGUACUUGCGGCGCAAGCAGGAGCAGCUGCUGGAGGAGGCCGGCGCCACGCGCCCCAAGCCGGCGCCGCCGCCGCCGCACGUGCGGCCUCACGCCCGCAGGCAGCGGCCCAAGUCGGUCCAGCGGGAGCACGACGGCCCCGUGGGGGGCUCCCCCGGCAAGGCGCCCUCCGUGGGGAAUCUGAGCCGGGCCGAGUCCGGCUCCACCAACUCAGUGGCCACGGCGGCCACGGCGGACAGCGUCCACUCGGGCGUGCGGCCGCAUCGGCUGGAUGAGAUGCACGCGCUGGGAGGCCGUGGCGCUGGUGACCGAGACUGGGAGAACGGCUCAACCACUUCCUCUGUGGCCUCCGUAGCGGAGUACACUGGCCCCAAGCUGUUCAAGGAGCCGAGUGCCAAGUCCAACAAGCACAUCAUCCACAACGCCAUCGCACACUGCUGCCUGGCCGGCAAGGUCAACGAGCCGCAGAAGAACCGAAUCAUCGAGGAGCUGGAGCGGAGCGAGGCGAACCACUUUGUGAUCCUAUUCCGCGAUGCGGGCUGCCAGUUCCGUGCGCUCUACACGUACCAGCCGGACGGCGACGACAUGAGCAAGCUGACGGGCACGGGUCCGCGCGCCAUCGCCCGCCGCAUGGUGGACAAGCUCUACAAGUACAGCUCGGACCGCAAGCAGUUCACCGCCAUCCCGGCGCGGAGCAUGUCCGUGAGCGUCGACGCCCUCACCCUCCACGGCCAGUACUGGCAGCCACGGAGGCCCGGAACGGCGGCGGCCGGGGCGGCCGGGGCCGGCGGCGGCGGCGGCGGCGGCGGCGUCUCGCUGGGGCCCUCGCGGCGUUAG